CUAAAUCUCAUACUUGUUGAUCGUCCCGAUCGUGAACCAACAGCAAAGAGAAAGAUGAAGACCUUGGCCACCCUUGACCUCUGUGCUCUGGCAUGUGUGUGCCACUCUAUUGGAGACUCCUCUACCCCCACUGCCUCAAAGCCUGCUAGUGAGAAAAGAGUGGGUGUGUUUGUUAAGAAGGACCUGGCCUCCACUUUGGUGCGACAGAAGAGAACUGGCACUGCCCUUGCAGACUUGUCCCUGACUCAGCUGGAGAGUCUGAGGGAGGUGUGUGAGCUUAACUACUGGUGUGAGAACCUGAUGGACACAGCUGGGAUCAUUGCUGCCUACACCGAAUUCUAUGGACCAAUCCCAUACUAG
Molecule: messenger RNA, 360 nt
Organism: Oncorhynchus masou masou (cherry salmon)
Lineage: Eukaryota; Metazoa; Chordata; Actinopteri; Salmoniformes; Salmonidae
Product: osteocalcin-like
Exons: 4
Coding region: 55-360 (101 amino acids)
Biological process (GO): bone development; regulation of cellular response to insulin stimulus; osteoblast differentiation
Cellular component (GO): extracellular region
Molecular function (GO): structural constituent of bone; hydroxyapatite binding; calcium ion binding
Source: RefSeq, a predicted model, not a curated record